Molecule: messenger RNA, 4253 nt
Organism: Lineus longissimus
Lineage: Eukaryota; Metazoa; Nemertea; Pilidiophora; Heteronemertea; Lineidae
Product: importin-9-like
Exons: 23
Coding region: 1-3132 (1043 amino acids)
Biological process (GO): protein import into nucleus
Cellular component (GO): nuclear envelope; cytosol
Molecular function (GO): small GTPase binding
Source: RefSeq, a predicted model, not a curated record
AUGGCUGUGCUGGAAGACCGAGCUCGGAUGCAACAGUUGAAGGAAGCUCUUUUUGAGAGCCUUACGGCCAUCUUAUCUCCCAUGCAGGAGGUCAGGACGGCCGGUGAAGAACAGAUAAAGGCUUUGGAAGUCACAGAAGAAUUUGGUGUCUUUCUUGCUGAGUUUGUAGUUGAUAGGAGUGGACCACUUGCAGUGCGACAACUCUCCUCAGUCUUGCUGAAGCAGUAUGUGGAGGCUCACUGGUCUAGGCACUCGGAGAAAUUCCGAUCACCAGAAACUUCUGAUGCUGCCAAAAAGGAGAUCCGCCGCAUCCUUCCCCAUGGGCUUGGAGAAUCUAUCAGCAAAGUGCGUUCGAGUGUGGCAUAUGCUGUGUCUGCUAUCGCCCACUGGGAUUGGCCGGAGGAGUGGCCUGAUCUGUUGAAGAUCCUGAUGGAAUCUUUAACCAAUGGAGACGUCAAUGCAGUACAUGGAGCAAUGAGAGUUUUAUCGGAAUUCUGCCGGGAAGUAACUGAUACACAGAUGCCUCAGGUUGCUCCAGUUAUCCUGCCAGAAAUGUUCAAGAUAUUUAUGCACGCUGAUCGUUACAGUAUCCGCACUCGAUCUCGGGCUGUUGAUAUCGUCAAUACGUGUGCAGAUCUUAUUGGGACGAUGUCAGAGCUUCAUCGGAAUGCUGCCAAACAGCUGCUGUUCCCAGUCCUUCCACAGUUCACAGAGGCACUAGUUGAAGCUCUUCGAAUUCCUGAUGGACCAACCUCGGACAGUGGCUUAAAAAUGGAAAUUUUAAAGGCACUCACCACUUUACUGAAGAACUUUCCCAAGUUUAUGAAUCAGUAUCUGAGCCAGGUGCUUGCUCCUGUGUGGAAGACUUUGGAAGAAAGUGUCAACAUAUAUGUGGGUACUGUGGUGAACGACACAGAAGAUCAUGACGAUGUUGUGGACUCCGAUGGGGAAAUUUUAGGAUUUGAGAGCCUCGUCUUUAGCGUGUUUGAGUUCAUCCAUGGCUUGAUCGAUACUUCAAAAUUUAGGAACAUUGUCAAAAAAUACUUAGAUCAGCUUGUGUACUUUGUGAUAUUGUAUAUGCAGAUUACGGAAGAACAGGUGAAAAAGUGGACACAGAAUCCAGAUCAGUUUGUAGAAGACGAAGAUGAUGAUACAUUUUCGUACUCUGUACGGAUUUCUGCCCAAGAUUUGUUAUUGUCUCUUGCUCAUGAAUUCCCCACCCUCUCUGCGAAAGCCUUAUGUAAUGCCAUCUCCACUCAUAUAGAACAAGCAGAAGUCGCAAAGAAUUCUGGAAACAAAAAUUGGUGGAAGAUCCAUGAGUCGGUGUUACUAGCCAUGGGUAGUGUGAAGACCUUACUACUAGAUGCUAUAUCCAGUGGAAAGUUACAGUUUGAUGUGCCAAAGUUUCUCACAGUUGUGGUGCUAAAUGAUAUGAGUCUUCCAGAUCUACCUUUCUUAUUGGGGCGUUGUAUGUGGACGUCAAGUCGGUUUGCUGGAGGGAUGUCUCCACAACUUCUACAAAGAUUCCUUCACGUAACGGUCGAUGGCCUUCUACCUAAACAUCCUACCAGCGUACGAAUCUCUGCCGUCCGCGCAGUCUUCAACUUCUGUGAUUACUUGAAACAGACCAACCAGACAAACUUAAUAUCGCCAUGCCUUGCUCAUAUCAUGGUCAACCUGGUCGACAUCGGCAAAGGAUAUUCAUCCGAUGUGUUGGCGUUGUGUCUAGAGACGUUGACUGUAGUUAUAACGGUUGACAAGUCUUUCACUGCAAGCCAUGAGUCUCUCAUUGGACCUCUCGCCAUUGCCACGUUUAUAAAGUACAGCUCAGACCCUCUGAUUGUCAGUUUGUCACAAGAUAUCUUUAAAGAACUUUCACAGAAUGAGGCUUGUCAGGGCCCACUACAGCAGCGGAUUGUGCCGACUUUAGUUAGUAUAUUACAGGCACAUGGAAAAGCCACAGGGCCGAACGUUAUGCCUUCGACUUCAGUUGCAUUAGAAGUAGUAGAAACCUUAGUCAGGAAUAGUGUGGUGCCAUUACCAGAGCCUUUAGUAGUCCAUGCAUUCCCUGCUGUGUGUCGGUGUGUGCUCACCACUGAUGAUCAUUCUACUAUACAGUAUGGUGGUGAAUGUUUGCGGGCCUACGUCUCAUUAGCCUUGGAUCAAAUCACAGGAUGGCAUGACGAGCAAGGGCAUAAUGGUUUAUACUAUGUGAUACAGGCCGUCUCAAAAAUACUGGACCCAAAGACGGAUGAGAAUACGGCGACAUUUGUCGGUCGCUUGGUGUCUAUUUUAAUUGUUCGUCUCGGGAAUAACCUCGGAGAUAACCUUGACCUUAUGCUGCGGAUGGUGCUGAGUAAAUUGAUGCAGGCGGAGUCUCUUAGUGUGAUACAGAGUUUGGUAAUGGUGUUCGCCCAAUUAGUCCACCACCACUUAGAAGGUCUGCUCAACUUCCUGUGUUCUGUACCUGACCCCUCGGGCAAGCCAGCCCUGGAGUUUGUACUCAAUGAAUGGUUGGCUAAGCAGCACCUGUUCUUUGGGUCUUAUGAAGGAAAGGUUAGUACUGUUGCCCUUGCUAAGCUGCUGGCCCAUGCAAUCAAGACAGAUGACACACGAUUCCACCACAUUGAGGUGAAUGGUGAUCCCAUCCAUGAUCAAUCAGAGGUGAUCAGGACCAGAUCGAAAGCUGCUAAUGCUCCAGAACAGUGGACGAAGAUCCCAGUGUUGGUGAAGAUCUACAAGUUACUUAUCAACGAAUUAUCAAACCAACUCGAGACCAACAUGUCAACAAGGGUGUCAGCCGGUGAUGAUGAGUGUGAUGAGGAUGAUGUUUGGGAGGAUGAUGAUGAGGAGGAUGGCAACGAUAUCGAGGACUCAGAGCAGACGUUAGCCAGCGUGUUGUCACAUUUUGCACCAGCAGCAGAUUAUGCAGGUUUUGACCUAGAUGGUGCUGAUGAGGAUGAGGAUGAUGAUCCAGAUGUCAUGAAUGAUCCUAUCAAUCAGAUUGACUUGCAGGCUUAUCUCACCGACUUCCUCCUCGAUCUCUCAAAGCAGCAGUUCUAUGGAUUAUUCUCUCAGCAUCAUAACGACUUGGAGAAAAAGGUGCUGCAAUCAAUCGGCAUUCAAGGUUAACAGUGACUGCACAUCACUCGGAUAUCUUAUUUCACUCUUGGAGAAGGAGUGCUACAAUCAGUUGGCAUUUAAGGAUAUGGCAUCAAUUUAUGACUUGAAUUCGAAAUCUUGUCCUAGCUGAACCAAGUGGUCCUAGUCCUUCAUUACACUGUAGAAAAUCUUCCAAGAACGAGACUCUUGUCACAGGUGAACUUUUGCCUUGAACAGGACUAAUCAGAGCUCCGUCAUUGUACUUCCUUCAGGCAUCAUGCAGCCAUGUUCCCCUGUGGAUAUCUGAACACUGUCACCCUGGUUGUUCAUUGCCAAAUAGAAACAUUUCUGCAAAGACACUGUCACAACUGAACAUUUAGCUCUUUUAAUUGGACUAGAAUGUGCCUUAUAUGGGACAUUUUUAUGCUUGCUGUUAUUGGGAGAGAGUGUUGGUUCAUCUUGUUCUGACUGAAGUGUCAUUGGCAUGGAAAGAAAAUGUGAUUCAUUUCAUACGUUAUAUCACCAUUGUUCUCUAUGACAAUCUGAUGUCCUAUCAUGCUUGAGAUUGUGCUUGAAACCCAGCGAAGCAUGUGGGAUAUUCCAGUAAAAUGUUUAGUGAUGUACAUUUUAUCCACCAUAUUUUAUUUUGUUAUCAGUCGUCUAUCUUAGAAUGCAGCAUGCAGAAUGCACUGGGGGAUGACUCCUUGUCUGUUAGCCGUAGAUUUUAUCCCUCUGAGACCACAGUGGUCAAGAAUACAAAGAAAGCUGUGGUGGGUUUUGGGUUGAAAUCAAAACUAGUCAACCACUUUAGUGAACGUGAACCAAAACAAGCUUUGGAUGAAAUAAAAGUCUGCAGUAUGAUCCACCUAACAGCUUUCAGUUCUUGCCACAAAGAAAAUCGAAAGAGUUUCCUAGCAUUUAAUUUCCAUUUGUCCUUACCAGUUAAAACAUGGCGAGAGCUGGGGUUGGUAGGGUUUCUACAGCUCAUUGUACUGCUUUUUCAGUUGCCAUGCUUCAUUUCCAACUCGUAUAUGUAUCAAGGUAGCUGAAAUAGGGCAUUCUCUAAACCAUUGCCUUGGCUGUAAUAUAUAUAUCGCUUGGAAUAUGUUGUUUGUUAUUUGCCUGAUGCUGCUUCUUUUAUUUAUAUAAAA